GCAGGCGAGGCGCGGCCGCGGAGCUGCGCCGCUGAGGGCCGCGGCCAUGCCCAAGCGGGGCUGCCCCUUCGCGGACGCGGCCCCGCUGCAGCUCAAGGUGCGUGUGGGCCGGAGGGAGCUGAGUCGCGGCGUGUGCGCCGAGCGCCUCACGCGGGAGAUCUUCGAAAAGACCACGCAGCUCCUCUUCCGCGGGGCCCAGGCCUGCAUGGACCCCGCGUGGGAGGAAGGCUGUGCCAUCGUCGACACCCCGGAGUCCCCGAAGCCUGGCCCCACCGACGCCCCGCGGGCCGCGCGCGGGCAGAUGCUGAUCGGGCCCGACGGCCGACUGACCAGGAGUCGAGCCCGGGCCUCCGAAGCUGACCCAGCCAUGGCGGCAUCGGGAGCCUGCUCGUCGUGUGUGCGGGCUGUGGACGGGAAGGCGGCGUGCGGCCAGUGCGAGCGGGCCCUGUGCGGGCGCUGCGUGCGCACCUGCUGCAGCUGUGGGGCAGUGGCCUGCGCCCUGUGUGCCCUCGUGGACUGCAGUGACCUCCACGAGAAAGUGCUGUGCGCCAGCUGCGCCAUGUUCGAGGCCUGAGGCCAGGAGAGGACGGCAGCCCUGCCUGGACGACCUCGCCGCCGUCCACGCUGAGGGACUGGGGGGAGGGGCGGGAAGGGACAGCCUUUCUAUUUUGUAUUUUGUUCUCCUGACCACAGAAGAGAA
Delphinapterus leucas (beluga whale) is the source of this 700-nucleotide messenger RNA. RefSeq names its product SIVA1 apoptosis inducing factor (gene SIVA1). The record is from RefSeq and is a predicted model, not a curated record. Gene Ontology annotation, biological process: extrinsic apoptotic signaling pathway. Gene Ontology annotation, molecular function: CD27 receptor binding. NCBI's taxonomy places the organism in Eukaryota, Metazoa, Chordata, Mammalia, Artiodactyla, Monodontidae.